AUGAGUUAUUGGGAGUGGUGGAAGUGUAGUGGCGGUGGCGACUGUGGUAAUGACAGUGACAGUGACGAUGACAAUGAUGUUAUAAGCAUAUUUGGAAAAAGGAAAAAGAAGAAGAAGUUGUUCAUAUUGCUGUGCUGUUCUGAGUUUGGCAAUUGGCGCCGUGAGAGAGAGCAACAGCUCGUGCCCGGUCUGAAACUGAGGUGGCACCUUACCUCUCUUCGUUUCCUGCCUCAGAUUCAGAUCCACCGUUUCAACCAGAUUCUUGUACAUAGGUAUUUACUAAAUGAUCAGUCUCCUUAUGAAAAUGAUUCAUCACACCUAUCUUUGAAUAGCAGCACCACCAAAGAGGCAAUACUUCAGCAGGUUCGCCUCAGCCUUCCUUACUCUGUUAUUUUACUUAAUUCGUCAAAUGAAGUAGUACAAUCAGUCUCAUUUGAGUCAGAGAGAGCAGAAACCCGCCUGAAUAGUUCAAUCUCUAAGAGUAAAAGGGAGGAAAAGCUUGCUGAUGCAACAAAAAAUACAAGAUUUUCACCACCUCUUGGUGUUCCUUCUUAUAAGCAGAGACACAUACAAUUGUCGCCACCUCAUGAGGCCCUUGUGUAUGCAAAGAAAGAGAUUGAUAAUGCCCCUUUGGUUAAUGAAGAUCCUGAUCUCUAUGCUUCUUUAUUUAGGAACAUUUCUGUUUUCAAAAGGAGCUAUGAACUGAUGGAAACGAUACUCAAAGUUUAUAUAUAUCGGGAUGGAGCAAGGCCCAUUUUUCAUACACCUUUCCUUAAGGGAAUCUAUGCUUCUGAAGGAUGGUUUAUGAAGUUAAUGGAGGGAAAUAAGCAAUUUGUCACCAAGGAUCCUGAGAAGGCUCACUUAUUUUAUCUUCCAUACAGUGCACGCCAAAUGGAAUUAGCACUCUAUGUGCCUGGGUCACAUAACUUGAAACCAUUAUCGCUCUUUCUUAGGGACUAUGUGAACAAGAUUGCUGCAAAGUAUCCUUUCUGGAACCGCACACUUGGGUCGGACCAUUUUCUUGUUGCUUGCCAUGAUUGGGGUCCAUACACAGUGACUGGCCAUGAGGAAUUAGCCAGAAACACUAUCAAAGCUUUAUGUAAUGCUGAUCCGUCCGAAGGAGUGUUCCUAGCAGGAAGAGACGUUUCACUACCAGAAACCACCAUAAGGGCACCAAGAAGACCUCUUAGACAUCUUGGGGGAAAUAGAGUAUCGCUACGUCCAAUCCUUGCCUUCUUUGCUGGAAGCAUGCAUGGUAGAGUGCGUCCCACGCUUCUUAAGUAUUGGGGUGGUGGAAAUGAUGCAGACAUGAAAAUCUACAAGCGUUUACCUUUGAAAGUUUCCCAACGGAUGACAUAUAUCCAACACAUGAAAUCGAGUAAAUAUUGUAUAUGUCCGAUGGGGUUUGAAGUCAACAGCCCUAGAAUCGUCGAAGCCAUAUAUUACGAGUGUGUUCCCGUGAUCAUAGCAGAUAACUUUGUUCUUCCUUUUAGUGAAGUUCUGGACUGGAGUGCUUUUUCCUUGGUCGUGGCUGAGAAAGAUAUUCCCAAGCUGAAGGAAAUUCUAUUAUCCAUUCCUAUGAGAAAAUAUAUUACAAUGCAAAAUAAUGUGAAGAUGGUACAGAAGCAUUUCCUUUGGAACGCAAGGCCAAUAAGAUAUGACUUGUUUCACAUGAUCUUGCAUUCAAUAUGGUACAACAAGCUGAACCAGAUUCAAAGUUCACAGAUGUAAAAAUCGUUUUUGGUAUCUAUUUAUAUUGAAUUUGAAUGCCUGAGUUCUGUUUCGGUGAGAUUCUGGAUGGAAUGAAAAGUAUUCUUGAUGGAUUGGCAUCAUGCAUAAGAAUUUUGAUUGUUAUUAUCUGGAGAUGAUGUCUGGAGAAUGGUUAUCAUCUUUGGAAUGAGUUGUGGCCUUUAUUUCCAAGCCCAUUAACCGUGAACUAUAUUGUUUAUUUUGUACAAAAACUGAGGGAGAUUUUUUUGUUUUUUUUCCUAGUUACUUUAUCUUGAUUUAGAUUUCAAUGUAUAAUAUUAGUUCUUAAUUUCUUAAAAACGAAACACAAAAGGAGGAAAGGAGGGGUUGAAAUGGAUAUUGUUUUCUA
Molecule: messenger RNA, 2098 nt
Organism: Arachis ipaensis
Lineage: Eukaryota; Viridiplantae; Streptophyta; Magnoliopsida; Fabales; Fabaceae
Source: RefSeq, a predicted model, not a curated record